AUGCAUCUUGGCUCACUUCAAACUGGUCAUCUUGACCAGAAUGCAAUACAGCUUUUGGGUAUUUUCUCAUGUAUCGGUAAUGGUCUCCCGGCAAAUUUUUUUGAACGUGCCCAUAACAGUCUUAUCUGGGGUUCCGAUGGACAGCCGCUUUGCCCUGGGACAGGCGCUCCAGAAGACCAUGAGCGAAUACUUCGUCUUCUCAUAGAAUUUGGGCUCGUCAUACCUUUACCAAACAACGGCGGCGACACAAUAAUGAUUCAUCCUGAGGUACCCCGGCUUCUAUCCAGCUUCAGCAGUGAUGAUGAGAGAAACGAAUGGAAACUUUUAGCCAUCAAUGCCGUACUUCACGCCUACCCCAAGGAUGCCCAGCUGUCACCCGUUGAGUACGCUCGAGACUUUCAAGCAAAUGAAUAUUGCUGA
This is a messenger RNA of Penicillium malachiteum, 420 nucleotides long. RefSeq lists its product as uncharacterized. The coding region runs from base 1 to 420 and encodes 139 amino acids. The transcript has a single exon. The record is from RefSeq and is a predicted model, not a curated record. Lineage: Eukaryota; Fungi; Ascomycota; Eurotiomycetes; Eurotiales; Aspergillaceae.